Toxorhynchites rutilus septentrionalis is the source of this 3612-nucleotide messenger RNA. RefSeq lists its product as uncharacterized. The coding region runs from base 1 to 1620 and encodes 539 amino acids. The transcript has 2 exons. NCBI's taxonomy places the organism in Eukaryota, Metazoa, Arthropoda, Insecta, Diptera, Culicidae. The record is from RefSeq and is a predicted model, not a curated record.
AUGUCGACACCACCAUCACUUGAAAGUUUGAAAGCAGCAAUCAGUGUCCUAGCACAACAAGUGACACAACUAAAUAAUCAAGUUAACCCAACGCCGGAAGCUAAUUUCGCGCCAUUCGAAAUUAGAAACCCCACGACGGGGCACAUUGCCCAGGUGUCGCACGAGGAUCAGUUGGCUCUUCUAAAAACUAUAAACGACUACGAUGGAAACCCGAAUCUCCUUAACCAUUGGCUGAAUAAAGCGAGGAGGAUCAACCAAAUUUUUUUUGCAACGGAUUCGGAUACUCAACAAAAACAGGGUCAUUAUUACACAUUUCUGCUUGGACUAGAAUCCAAAAUUAUUGGACCUGCACAGGAAGUGCUUGCAAAAAAUAAUUACGAAGCAAAUUUCUCACUAAUGGAGAAGUUACUUAUUGAGGCGUUCGGUGAAAAAAAGAAAAUUGAGCAUUUAUUAUAUGAGAUUAUUACAGCGGAGCAACAUGGAAAAAGUAAUCACGAAUUUUAUGAAUACAUUACGACUCGACUAAACCAACUUAUAUCUUCUACAAUUCUGAAAUACGGCAAUCAAAAUGCAAAGCCUUUAAUUGAACAAUACAAAAUGCAAGCUGUAUCGGCAUAUCUUCGUGGAUUAAAUGGCAUAAAUGGAUUAAUUAUUACUGGGUAUGACCCAAAGACACUUGAAGAAGCAUAUCAUCAUGUAAUUACAAUGGAAGCUAACACAAGAUUGAAGAACGAAAUUACGAACGUUCCACAAGUACCAGCAAGAAAUUAUCAAAGAAGAUCAUCCAACCAACCGAAUAACAAUUUUCAACAACAAAGACAAGAUCAAAGAUUUCAGUAUCAACAACAAGGUACUUUAUACCAACAACGACAACACCAACGAGAUUUCCAACCGUUUCAAAGACAACAACACAGUUUUGAGCUACGAGAAUUUCAACCAUUUCAAAGACAACAACGAAGUUUUGAGCAACGAGAAUUUCAACCAUUUCAAAGACAACGAGGUUUUGAACAACGAGAAUUUCAACCACAUCAACUGCGAGAUUUACAACAAUUACAACAACAACGAGAAGUCCAACCAUUCCAACAACAGCAACAUGAGAACCAACAGUUCCAGCAACAACUUCAGCGUGAUCGAGAGCUAAGAAAUAAUCCGAGAGGGGAGCCGAUGGAAAUCGAUCGUUCAACACGAUCACGACAUGUGAAUUAUGAAAACAGAAACCAACUAAUAAAUAAUAUAGAAGAAUGCCAGGAAUACGGAAAUGAGGCAAGUUCAUGUCAACUAUUUACCUUAAUAAAAAAAGGCCUUCCAUAUUUGAAAAUUCAAGGAAAAAUAAAAACAAGACAAUUUCUAAUUGAUACAGGAUCAAAAUAUAAUUUUAUCAAACCAGGAAUUGUUGAUAAAACAUUUCUACUACGAAAUAGAUUUCAUGUUGAAUCCAUAAAUGGUGUAAAUGUUAUAAAUGAAUUUGCAAAUUUAAAUAUUAUACCUUCUGUUAACGAGAAUCAAAAAUAUUAUAUACUUCCACUUUUAACUAAAUAUGACGGGAUUACAGGAAUUCAAACCUUACAAAGAAUUGGUGCAAUUAUUAACACGAAAAUGACUCUGAUGCAAUACAUAUGAUCCAAACUUCCCAUUUAAAUGAGGAAGAGAAGUAUAAACUGCAAGAAGUAAUUAGCGAAAAUUUCAAAUUAUUUCAAGAUAAUAAUGAACCUAUGAAAACCAUUCCAGCAAAAAUUCGAACUAAGGACGAUUUUCCUAUCUAUACGAGACCUUAUAAUCCACCACACAAUAUGAGAAACGAAGCUAAAGAACAAAUUCAAGAACUAUUAGACAAAGGAAUCAUUAGAAAAUCUCAAUCACCAUAUAAUUCCCCGUUAUGGAUCGUUCCUAAGAAGAUCGAUACCAGUCAGAUUCAAAAAUAUAGAAUGGUCAUCGACUAUCGAAAGUUAAACGAUAAUACAAUCGAAUAUAAAUUUCCAAUGCCAGAUAUAAAUAGUAUAUUGUCUCAGUUGAAAGGACAAAAAUAUUUUACAGUUAUUGAUCUAAAAAAUGGGUUUCAUCAAAUUAAACUAGAUACAAGAGAUAUUGAAAAAACAGCAUUUAGCACAGGAACUGAGAAAUACGAAUUUUUAAGAUUGCCGUUCGGCUUGAAGAAUGCGCCGGCGAUCUUUCAACAGGCAAUCAACCAAAUAUUGGGCGAACAUCUGAAUAGAAUAUGCUUUGCAUAUAUUGACGAUAUCAUCAUAUAUGGAAAAACAUUGGAGGAACAUAUACAAAAUAUACGUAAAAUAUUCCAAACUUUGGUUGAGCACAAAGUUACUAUUCAAAUUGACAAAUCUCAAUUUUUACAGAAAGAAGUAAAUUUCCUAGGACAAAUUAUUUCUACUGACGGAAUUAGACCGGACCCAAAGAAACUACAAGCAUUAAAUGAGUAUCCCGAACCAAAGACAAUUAAGGAACUCAGAGCAUUUUUAGGAUUUAGUGGAUAUUACAGAAAAUUCAUCCACAGAUUUGCACAUAUUUGCAAACCACUAACCAAUUACUUGAAAGGUAUUGACAACAGAAGAGAUAAUAACACAAGAAUAGAUCUCACCCAUGAAGCUAGACAAGCUAUCGAAACAAUUAAAAACGCUAUCUCUAACGACGCUACAUUAGAAUAUCCAGACUAUACGAAAGAAUUCUUAUUAACGACAGACGCGAGCAACAUUGCUAUAGGCGCUGUACUUUCACAAAAAACAGAGCAAGGCGAAAAACCCAUAACAUUUAUCAGUAGAACAUUGAGCUCUAGUGAACAAAAUUAUUCCACAAUAGAGAAGGAGUUAUUAGCAAUAAAAUGGAGUUUGAAAAAUUUAAGGAAUUAUAUUUAUGGUCAAAAAAUAAUUGUUUUCACUGACCAUCAACCAUUAACUUAUACAAUAUCACAAAAUAAUGAUAACAGUAAGUUAAGAAGAUGGAAAUUCACAAUUGAAACAUAUAAGAUAGAAAUAAAACACAAACCAGGCAAUACUAACAAAGUCGCAGAUGCAUUGAGUAGAGUUUCUGUUAAUACAAUGACUGCUCAUAGCGCAGAAGACUUAGACGAAUAUUUUUUUCCAAGUUCUACUGCUCCUAUUAAUGUCUACAAAUUACAAAUCGUGUAUAUUGAGGGUGAAAAAGCUACGUAUACAACACAAGAUGGCAGAACACGCAUCUAUGUGAAUUUUGAAGGAAAAACAGAUAAACAAAUACAGGAAGAAUUUUUAAUGAUCAUACAAGACAGAAUAAAAACUGGAAUCAAAGCACCUACGAGAAUUAUUGGAUUAUUACAAGAAACUUACAAGGAACAUCUCUCUAAUAGCAAAACAAAAAUAUACUACGCACCAAUGGAAGUAAAAGAAAUAUUUGAUAAAGAAGACCAAUUGAAAAAAAAUAAAGAAAUCCACGAUUACGCUCAUCGCAAUGCAAGAGAAAAUGUUCAACAGGCACUCGAGCACUAUUACUUCCCAAAAAUGAGGACACUAUUUGAAAAAUAUGUAAAAACAUGUAAAAUAUGUGUACUACAAAAAUAUGAUCGUAAUCCAAUACAGGAGAAACUUACAAAUACACCAGUACCAAUGAAAGGAACACAUUUAC